This is a messenger RNA of Cokeromyces recurvatus, 927 nucleotides long. RefSeq lists its product as uncharacterized. Gene Ontology annotation, cellular component: intracellular membrane-bounded organelle; cytosol; membrane. Bases 1 to 927 code for a protein of 308 amino acids. The record is from RefSeq and is a predicted model, not a curated record. Gene Ontology annotation, biological process: exocytosis; endocytosis; maintenance of cell polarity. NCBI's taxonomy places the organism in Eukaryota, Fungi, Mucoromycota, Mucoromycetes, Mucorales, Mucoraceae. The transcript is spliced from 2 exons. Gene Ontology annotation, molecular function: oxysterol binding.
AUGAAAUGGUUCAUUACUGCUUUAAAUGGAACAUUCUCAAGUCGUGUACCUAAGGGAGAAUGGGAAAAGAAGCCUUUUAAUCCUAUUUUAGGAGAGCAGUUCUUUUGUAGUUGGAAGGAUGGGACAACUCAAGCUAUUUGCGAACAAGUGAGCCAUCAUCCACCUAUUACGGCCUUUUAUAUUGAGCAUAAACCAUCUGGUGUCUCUAUCACGGGCAAUAGUGCACAAAGAUCUCGCUUCUCUGGUACCCAACUCUUGAUUGAUCAAAUCGGUUUUUGUAUGUUGGAAAUGAAGCAACAUGGUGAAAAGUAUUUAUUUUCUUUACCUCCUGUUUCUGUAAAUGGUCUUUGGUAUGCAGCUCCUUAUCUUGAGUUACAUGGUAAAUCGUAUGUUCAGUCUUCUACAGGAUUUUAUACUACCAUUGAAUAUUCUACAAAGGGUUGGAUUUCUGGAGAAUUUCAUCAUUUUAAAGCCACCAUACAACAUAGAACUUUGCUUAAAGAGGGUCCCACUCUAAUCGAAGGUCAAUGGACAUCAAAGGCAACUAUUAAAAAGCAUAACAGUCCUAAGAAGCAACCAUUCAUUGAACUUGGUAAACUUGAACGCCCUCCUGUCGAAAUAAAGCCUCUAUCUGAACAAUCCUCACUUGAAUCCCGUAAGGUGUGGGAGAAGGUCUCGAAGGCAUUAAAGGAAGGUGAUUAUGUGACAGCCUCUAAUGAAAAAUCUCUUAUUGAAAAUAAGCAAAGAGCACUUCGAAAAUUAAGGGAAGAGAAUGGACAAACAAAUGGCUGGAAACCAGCUUAUUUUGAGGAAACUACCUCAGUUGAAUUAUUUGGAGAAUUAAAAGAUUUUAUUACUAUUAAUAGUAAUAACAAAUUUGUGAAUACAUUUGAUGUAAAAGCAUGGAAAUAUUCCAACUCUCUGUAA